AAAGAAUAAAGAUGACAGGAGCCCAAACACACUGCAGGCGGAGACUCAGACCAGCUUGUAUCGGUAACAGGAAGAUACUGACCUAAUUGAGGCAAAAUAAUAAAAGGUCAAAUUUGAAAACUUGAAAAGGUCACAUGUUGCUUUGCUGCUCUCAUCUCAAGAACCUUUUUUUGUCAGGUCUGACUUGAAUCUUUUUUUUUUUUUUAUGUACUUCAUUUCCAGACCCUUUUUCUGCACCAACACUCAACUCAUUUGGAACUGGUUUGGUUUCAGUAAAUAGCAAUAAGUGGACCACUGUUGCUAAUAAUCCAUGUAUAACUCAACAAGAAACUCCCAAAAUCAUCAAAAUGCUCAUGUGUAAAACAAUGUCCUUGUGUUCCAUGCAUCUCAUUAAAUCUAGUGGUGGAAGAAAUAUUCAGACCUUUUACUUAAAGUAGCAAUACUAGAGUGUAAAAAUACUGCUACAAGUAAAAGUCCUGCAUUCAAAAUGUUACUCAGAAGUACAAAAGCAUUGGCAUUCAUAUAUAAUUAAAGUACCAACAUAAUAAGUACUUAUGCAGAAUGGUCCAUUUCAUCUAUCUUGUUGGUUUAUAAAUAGUGAUGCAUUAAUGUGGAAGCAUCACUUUAUUAUUGGAGCUGGUAAAGGUGGAGCUCUUUUUAAUUCUUUAUAUACCACUGAGUUUCUUAACCUAUAAUAAUAGAUCAUAAUUUAUCAAUGAAUUGAUGUUUUGCAUCAGUAAACAUCAGUAAUCUGUUAUGUAACGAACUAAACGUGCCAAAUAUAAUAAAAAUGAAAGUACAAGUACACAUAAGUGUAAGUAAACGGGAACAUAUUUGGAUGAUCAGUGGAGAACUUGGCAGGCAGAUUGACUUAUGAAGCAUGAAUAACUAACACAUUUUAUGUAAAUCCAUCAAAAAGCACCAGAGACAGUAUUUUGUUUAGCCCAUAGGUCAUAAAUGGAUGAUGUUCUUAUCACCAGAUGACUUGCUGCAAGUGUCAAAAACUAAUCUUUGAACCUUUCCUCACACCAGUGACAUCCUUAGAUCUUUGACUGCCUUGAAUCCACAAAUCUCUACACAGAAAAAUGGAAAAGCUUUUAUUUUUUCAAGAAGAAAGAGCUCAUUUAAACUCCACCGGGAUAGACAGGCUGAUACAGAUUUUUAUAUCUGUAAUACAGAAUACUUACUGUAUGUUGAAUAGCAAAGCUUUGAGUUAAAGGCUUCGUCUGUGCUGUAGGUUUUUAAUAUUCACACAGAAAGAAAGAUUGUAACCAUGAAGGUUUCUAUUUAAAACAAAGUCGACAGCAGCUCAUUUUACUUAAUCAGAAUUGUAAUAUAUUAAAAUUACUUUAAGCAGAAAUGUUAAAUUAGUUGUUAGUUCACAAUCUUGACAAGUUAACAAGCAGAAGCUAUUUUUAUUUCGUGACACAAGCUAGAAUUUAAUUUAUUUAAAUUUAUCACCUGAAUAUAAGAAUAUGUUACCUUAGAUUGAGUUGUUUUUAUCUACAGAAAGAGCGGGUUCUCUUCUACGGAGGCCGCCAUGUUGGACCGCCAUGUUUCUACAGUAGCCCAGAACCGACAAACCAAACACUGGCUCUUUAUCAGGGCCUUUCCCGAGUUUCACAGCGAUUAUUGUUUCUGCUAGAUGCUUGAAACAGGAGGGUGAGACUAAAUCCUACACACUUGUCCUUUAAUUGAUUAGUCGUUCAGUCUAGAAAAUACCCUAAAAUAGUGGAUUUCACAAUUUCCCAAAGCCUAAGUUAGCUUAUGUUGUCUAACCGGCAACCUAUAUUGAAUUUACAGAUAUAAAACAGAUACAAGCAUCAAAUCCUCAUGUUUGAGAAGUUAAAAUCAGAUUGAAAAACAAUCGAUCCUAGAAAAUAUUAGUCAACUUAUGGAUAAGUCCAUUAAUCAUUCCAGCAUUUAUAAAAAGAGCAAUAUAUAUAUAUACAUAUAUAAGAGCAAGACUCUAAAUGACACAAUUCUCCUCUUAGAAAAAAUAGGAAACCUGAAUUCAGCAAUAAAAGCAAUUAUUCAAUUUAAUUGAACAAAGUAAAUGGUCUGGUAUGACCAGCAGCUAAUGUCAGCUGACCCGAAGUCAUCGGUAUGAUUACUUGUUACUUGUUGCAGUGGUUGUUUGGAUGGAAAACCCGCAGAACAGAUUUCUGUAACCAUGGCAACAAGAGCUAUCUGCUAUGCACCACAUACUGCAUGUUUCUCUGCAGCAUUAUGGGAUGUCGUCUUAUGCCUAACAGAUAUGGGCUCUUCUGGAAGAUGGAUGCUCUGGACCCUGUGUGUGUGUUUCACCGCUCCGGAGAAUGUCGCACUCAGGGUGACCAUGAGGGAAUCCAGCCUAAAGGUGGUUCGAGGGGAUUUUGUUGUCCUGCCCUGCUCUUUCUUCACCUCCAGCCCUCUCUCCAGACUCAAUGUCAUCUGGACUCUGUCUCCCUUCUCCAGUCCAGAAACCCCAAUACAGGUGAUUGUGUACGACCAUGGACUGGUGAUUGAAGACCCAGCCCUCAUUGGCAGGGUGGGUUUUACAAGUAUUCCCUGGAGUGCAGACAUUGUCCUGAACGACACACGUGUAUCAGAUGCUGGUAUUUACCGCUGCAUGGUCAAUAACCCACCAGAGACGGCGGAUCCCGGCAUAGGAGAACUGGAGCUCAGUGUUCUGGCGCCACCUUCAUUACCUGUGUGCCAGUGGGACGGAGAUGUUGAUAUGGGAGGAAGUGUCACGCUGUCCUGCUCGGUGGCGGAGGGAGUCCCCAUUCCAGAGAUCCGCUGGGAUAAACUGAAUCCAGAGGAAAUUGCACUUCCCAUCAACAUGGAGGAUGAUCUGUCCGGCUCUGUCCAAAUCGUCAACGUGUCGUCUCAGACGUCUGGCCUGUAUCGCUGCUCCGCCACCAACAUCCUGGGAACAGAGAACUGCUACGUCAACCUGUCCAUCUACAGCACCCCAGACAGUUCCUCGGGCCUGCUGCAGGGUGUGCUGCUGACCUUGUCCAUGAGCUUGGUGUUGCUGGCGCUGCUGGUGCUCGUGCUGUGGCUCCAUCGCACGGGACAGGAUGGGAGGUGGAGGGAGGGGAAAGAAGAGGAGGAAGAAUGUUACAAUGAGAUACGAUACACUCCCUCUCUAAUGAAGCGCUCGUUUGUUUGAUUUCUUAAAGCUGCAGGAGGUAAAUUUUAUAAAAAUCUCAGAGAAAGAUAGUUGAUUGUUGAGUCUCCAGGUGAUCAAAUGCUGAUACUUUGGCUUGAAAAUAAUUGGUUGAAUCUUAUUCCCAGAUCCCAAAGUGUCCUUAUUUGACAACCAGGGAAUGAGACUCAACAAUCAUCUGUCUGUCUUCGCUCUGAUGUUGUUCUCAUUCAGCCUCGGGGGAUUCUUACAAAUACCAUUAGGAGCACAAGGAGGAUUAUCUUAUGUCUCAUGUACUAAAGUCAGGAUAUAGUGAAAGUUUAAGCAAAUACAUGACAAAUAUGAUAAAAAGUUAUUUUUAUAAAGGUUACCUACUGCACUUUAACAUCCAGGAAAUAGAAAUGCUCCAACACAAGUGUCAAACAAAAGACUACCAAGACUCUCUGUUUCACCUGUAAUGGAUUUGCAUACUACUGCACCGCUGUACAAGCUCACAAAUGCUGAAAUAAAUGCUCAAGUGUCCAA
Messenger RNA from Dicentrarchus labrax (European seabass), 3658 nucleotides. RefSeq lists its product as uncharacterized. Gene Ontology annotation, biological process: homophilic cell-cell adhesion. The coding region runs from base 2174 to 3157 and encodes 327 amino acids. Gene Ontology annotation, molecular function: ionotropic glutamate receptor binding. Gene Ontology annotation, cellular component: cell-cell junction. The record is from RefSeq and is a predicted model, not a curated record. The transcript has 8 exons. Lineage: Eukaryota; Metazoa; Chordata; Actinopteri; Moronidae.